Messenger RNA from Mus musculus (house mouse), 1521 nucleotides. It is a transcript of the gene Rheb, whose product is annotated as Ras homolog enriched in brain. The coding region runs from base 126 to 680 and encodes 184 amino acids. Gene Ontology annotation, cellular component: Golgi membrane; membrane; endoplasmic reticulum membrane. The transcript is spliced from 8 exons. Gene Ontology annotation, biological process: positive regulation of TORC1 signaling; positive regulation of TOR signaling; cellular response to nutrient levels. The record is from RefSeq and is marked provisional. Gene Ontology annotation, molecular function: GTPase activity; GTP binding; protein kinase activator activity. Lineage: Eukaryota; Metazoa; Chordata; Mammalia; Rodentia; Muridae.
CCGCGCCCGCCGCCGUGCUCUGUAUGCCGCGUUCUCCCGGCGCAGCCGCCGCCGAUAGUCUGAGCCGGAGGAGCCGCCGCCGCCGCGGUUAAUGUGGUUGGGUCGGGGCUGAGCAGGCCACCAAGAUGCCUCAGUCCAAGUCCCGGAAGAUCGCCAUCCUGGGCUACCGGUCUGUGGGAAAGUCCUCAUUGACAAUUCAGUUUGUUGAAGGCCAAUUUGUUGAUUCCUACGAUCCAACCAUAGAGAACACGUUCACCAAGUUGAUCACGGUAAAUGGUCAAGAGUAUCAUCUUCAGCUUGUAGACACAGCGGGGCAGGAUGAAUAUUCCAUUUUUCCUCAGACAUACUCCAUAGAUAUUAAUGGUUAUAUUCUUGUGUAUUCUGUUACAUCAAUCAAAAGUUUUGAAGUAAUUAAAGUUAUCCAUGGCAAGUUGUUGGAUAUGGUGGGGAAAGUGCAGAUACCUAUUAUGUUGGUUGGAAAUAAGAAGGACCUGCAUAUGGAAAGGGUGAUCAGCUAUGAAGAAGGAAAGGCUUUGGCAGAAUCUUGGAAUGCAGCUUUUUUGGAAUCUUCUGCUAAAGAAAAUCAAACUGCUGUUGAUGUUUUUAAAAGGAUAAUUUUGGAAGCAGAAAAGAUUGAUGGAGCAGCUUCACAAGGAAAGUCUUCGUGCUCGGUGAUGUGACAAUUCUGCUGCAGAGCCUGCGGACACUGGGGAUAUAUUCCACCUGAGGAAGCAAACUGCCCGUCAUCCUUGAAGAUAAAACUAUGCUUCUGUUUUCUUCUGUUAACCUGAAAGAUGUCAUUUGGGUCAGGGGUCCUCCCCUUUCAGAUUAUGUUAACGUCUGACUCUGUCCAAAUGAGUUCACCUCCAUUUUCAAAUUUUAAACAAUCAUAUUUUCAAUUUAUAUAUUGUAUUUCUUAAUAUUAUGACCAAGAAUUUUAUCGGCAUUAAUUUUUUCAGUGUAGUUUGUUGUUUAAAAUAAUGUAAUCAUCAAAAUGAUACACAUGUUACACUACUAUUAACUAGGCUUCAAUAUAUCAGUGUUUAUUUCAUUGUGUUAAAUGUAUACUUGUAAAUAAAAUAGCUGCAAACCUUAAGCCUUUGAGCUACUUGGUGUGGUUUUUAAACCAGGAACCAUGUUAGGAUGGGGCAUGGGCGUGCACAUCGUUUGUUUUUGUUUUGUUUGCUUUUUCGAGACAGGGUUUCUCUAUGUAACAGCACUGGCUGUCCUGGAACCCACUCUGUAGACCAGGCUGUCCUCGAACUCGAGAUUUGCCUGCCUCUGCCUCCCAAGUGCUGGGAUUAAAGGCGUGCACCACCACUGCCUGGCUGUACAGUGUUCCCUGGUUCUAUUAACCCCGGCUCUUUUACCUCACUUGGCCCCAACACCUCCCUCUUACAUUUUCACAUUCUCUCCUGCAUCCAGUUAUUGCCUCCUGUUGGCAUGUUAGUUCAUCUGGUCUCUAUCUUCCGUGUUAACUGCAGUGGCCAUGUCAUGCCUAGUAAACAGUAUUUUACUGCA